UAAGAUUUUGAAUCGAGCUAGGGAAUAUCUAAUAUUUUAUGAAUUAUUUAUACUUUCAGUACAAGGAAGACCUUUUGAAGUUAAAGAGAUGUUUUUGGAGGAUAUUUUACGAAGCACUGAGUAUACAAACAAAGAGAUGGUAAAGUACAAAAAAGAGAAACAGCGAGAAGAAAAACAGCAAAGCACACUUACUGAGUGGUGUUCUGCUCAAGAAAAUAAUAGCAAACUCGAAUCUCGGCAACAAAGAUCUCUCCCAAGUGCAACUGAAGUGUGUAAUCUGUUGGAUGAUGGUAGUGACACAGUAUUUAAUCAACUGACUGAAAAAGAUGCGAAUUGCCUUGAACCAUGGAUAAUAAAAGAAAUGGAUUCUUGUCUUUCUGACAUCUGGUUGCAUAAAGAUAUUGAUUCCUUUGCUCAGGUGUUCCAUCUCAUUUUAACUGAAAAUGUCAGUGUUGAUUACAGGCACAGCGAAACCAGUGCAACUGCACUAAUGAUUGCUUCAGGGAGAGGCUUUCUGAGUCAAGUAGAACAACUUAUCAGUAUGGGAGCAAGUAUCCACUGCAAAUCAUCCAAUGGCUGGAUGGCUUUGGACUGGGCUAAGCGCUUUGGACAGACAGAGGUUGUUGACCUGCUUGAAUCUUACAGUGCUUCGGUGGAAUUUGAAAAUCUUGAUGAAAGUUCCCUGGUCCAAACAGGCGGUAGUGACCUUAGUGCAGAGGACAGAGAACUACUGAAAGCUUAUCAUCACAGUUUCAAUGAUGAAAAAGUGGAUCUGGACCUGAUUAUGCAUUUACUUUAUCACAUCUGUCAUAGUUGCGAUGCGGGAGCGAUUUUAAUAUUUCUUCCUGGAUAUGAUGAGAUAGUUAGCCUGAGGGACCGUAUUCUUUUUGAUGACAAGAGAUUUGCUGAUAAUGCUCACAGAUACCAAGUUUUCAUGCUUCAUUCAAAUAUGCAGACUUUGGAUCAGAAGAAGGUGCUUAAAAGUCCUCCCUCUGGCGUCCGCAAAAUAAUUCUGUCUACUAAUAUUGCAGAAACCAGUGUAACUGUCAAUGAUGUUGUAUUUGUCAUUGACUCAGGCAAGAUGAAAGAGAAGUCUUUUGAUGCACUGAGUUGUGUUACGAUGCUAAAAAUGGUGUGGAUUUCAAAGGCCAGUGCUAUCCAGAGAAAAGGCAGGGCCGGGCGCUGUCAGCCUGGAGUCUGUUUUCGUCUCUUCAGCAGGCUCCGAUUUCAGAAUAUGUUGGAAUUUCAGACUCCAGAACUUCUCAGAAUGCCACUUCAGGAGCUUUGUUUACACACAAAACUUCUGGCUCCAAUUAAUUGUCCAAUUGUUGACUUCCUUAUGAAAGCUCCUGAUCCUCCACCAGCUUUAAUUGUGAGAAAUGCUGUGCAAAUGCUUAAGACAAUAGAUGCCAUGGACCCUUGGGAAGAUCUCACUGAACUUGGUUAUCAUCUCACUGAAUUACCAGUAGAGCCACACCUUGGUAAAAUGGUGUUGUGUGCUGUUGUUUUGAAGUGCCUGGAUCCUAUUCUUACUAUUGCUUGCACUCUUGCAUAUCGAGACCCUUUUGUUCUACCUACACUGGCCUCUCAAAAGCGCGCAGCCAUGCUGUGUAGAAAACGUUUUACUGCAGGAACAUUUAGUGACCAUAUGGCGCUUCUCAGGGCUUUCCAGGCGUGGCAGAAGGCACGCAGUGAUGGCUGGGAGAGAGCCUUCUGUGAAAAGAAUUUCCUGUCUCAAGCCACGAUGGAAAUCGUCAUAGGAAUGAGAACACAGUUACUCGGCCAGCUUAGAGCCUCAGGUUUUGUUAGAGCCAGGGGAGGAGCUGAUAUUAGAGAAGUUAAUACCAACUCUGAAAACUGGGCUGUGGUUAAAGCUGCCUUAGUGGCUGGGAUGUAUCCCAAUCUAGUGCACGUAGACAGAGAAAGCCUGACUUUGACCGGGCCAAAGGAGAAGAAAGUGCGAUUUCAUCCUACAUCUGCUCUUAGUCAACCUCAGUAUAAAAAG
Messenger RNA from Phaethon lepturus (White-tailed tropicbird), 2005 nucleotides. It is a transcript of the gene YTHDC2, whose product is annotated as YTH domain containing 2. The transcript is spliced from 15 exons. The annotation marks the transcript as partial. Lineage: Eukaryota; Metazoa; Chordata; Aves; Phaethontiformes; Phaethontidae. Gene Ontology annotation, molecular function: RNA binding. Gene Ontology annotation, cellular component: intracellular anatomical structure. The record is from RefSeq and is a predicted model, not a curated record.